AUGGCAGAAACAGUGGUGAGCCUCGUGGCCAUGAAAUUAACUUCUUUGCUUGAGGAUGAGUUCUCCUUGCUGGGAGGAUUGAAAAACGAACUUGAUGAAGCCAAAAGAGAGCUGGAAAGCAUAAAAUCCUUCCUAAGAGAUGCAGAUAAGAAGAUUGAGGUCCAUGGAAUUCGGACUUGGGUGGCACAAGUGAGAGAUAUAGCGUAUGAUGUGGAAGACGUGAUUGAUGAAUUCAUGUACAGCAUGGAGGGGCAGCAUCGAGGAGGCAGCAGAUUUAUGCGUUUCCUUCUCAAUACCAUUUAUCUUCCCAAGAAUCUUUGGACAAGGCAUCGAAUUGCCAAGCAGCUGCAAGGAAUUAGAAUAAGAGUUCAGUCGGUAUCUGAUAGAAGCAAGAGAUAUGGCUUUGACAGGAUGGUUGAAGGAGAAAAGCAUACGUAUGAGAAUGGAGAGAGGAGGGGGCAUCAAGGAGAGUUAUCCCUUUUCGUCCAGAAUGAAGACAUUGUCGGAAUUGAGAAAAACAGGGAUCUAUUGGUGGGCUGGUUGACCGACGGAGAACCGCGUCGGACGGUAAUAUCGGUUGUUGGAAUGGGAGGGUUGGGGAAAACCACUCUUGUUGCUAAAUCUUUCAACAGCCAAAUUGUUAGGAGGCACUUCGAUUGCUACGCGUGGGUCUCAGUAUCUCAGAAUUACAAGAUCGAACAGCUGCUAAGAAGAACAAUAGUAGAAUUCGACGCGAAGCAGGAAUUGCUCCCAAAUAAUUAUUUGGAAGCAUUCGAUUACAAAAAGCUGGUUGAGACGCUCAUCAACUACCUGCAAGAAAAGAGGUACGUGAUUGUGUUAGAUGAUGUAUGGAGGAUAGAUGUUUGGACAAGCAUAAGUGUUGCAUUUCCAGAGAAUUUAUGUGGAAGUAGGAUACUGGUUACAACCAGACAACAGGAUGUGGCUUCAAGCUUUGGGUUCGGAAGCCAUGUUCACCACCUACUUCCUCUGCAACAGAGCGAGGCUUGGGCUCUAUUUUGUAAGAAAACAUUCUCAGAUGAUCCUUUCAAUUCUUGUCCUCCGGAGCUAGAACCCUUGGCUCGGACCAUAGUGAAAAAAUGUGAAGGAUUACCACUCGCAAUAGUAGCUGUAGGGGGCCUUCUGUCGUUGAAAGAUCAUACAGAAUUGGAAUGGAAGAAAGUCAAAGAUAGCCUCAAUUGGGAGCUAAGAGACAAUCCAAUGUUGGAAAGUGUUCAGAGCAUUUUGUCACUUAGCUUCAAUGAUUUGCCCUACUAUCUUAGGCAUUGUUUCUUGUAUUGCAGUCUGUUUCCAGAGGAUUAUAUAAUGAAGCGACAGAGGUUAGUCAGGCUAUGGAUAGCAGCCGGGUUUAUUCAAGAGAGGCGAGGAAUUCCGAAGGAUGUGGUCGCCGAGGCCUACCUAAGCGAGCUCAUUCGAAGGAACAUGCUUCAAGUUGCAGUGAAGGAUGAUGUUGGAAUGGUGGAAGCAUGUCGAAUGCACGAUCUCAUGCGAGAGCUAGCUCUAUCGGCUUCUGAAGAAGAAAACUUCUGUACAGUACACGAUGGGCGUGAAGCGAGAGAAGAUGGAAAUGGAAAAGCACGGCACUUGUCCAUCCUGAAUAAUGACAACACAAUUCAAUCUAGCCUAAGCACGGCGAGCAUGCCUCGUCUACGUUCUCUCUUCAUGUUUCUCACUGCUACAGUUUCUCCUUCUUGGCUUCCAACUCUACUAUCAAGCUUUAGGCUGUUGAGGGUCUUGGAUCUUACAGGGGUUCCUAUAGAAACUGUGCCGGAUGAUUUGUUUGAUGAGUUGUUCAAUUUACGUUAUUUGAGCUUUCGAGAGACCAACAUUAAGAAGGUUCCGAGAUCAUUGGGAAAGCUCCAGAGGUUAGAAACCUUGGAUGUCAGACACACAAAUGUGAAGAGUCUGCCCAAUGGAUUGGCAAAACUACUCAACUUGCAAUAUCUUCUCAUGUAUCAAUUCAUCGAUCGAAAUUAUAAGACUUUUAAUUCCAUUAGUAGCAUCCGAGCUCCCACAGGAAUAUGGAAAUUAGCCAACUUAAGAACUCUUGCCAGCAUUGAAGCAAACAGCAAGAUAAUCAGACUUGUUGGGAACUUGACCCAACUUAAAAGGUUUGAAAUCACAAAACUGAGAGCUGUCGACGGAGCAGAACUGUGUCAGUCCAUACAAAAGAUGAGCCACCUCCUCAACUUGAACAUGGUGGCACUCAACGAGAAUGAACCGCUUCAACUGGAAGCACUAUCUCCAGCACCACCUCUUCUACAAACACUCAGAUUGUCUGGGUACUUGGAGAAGGUCCCUCGUUGUUUAGGCACCCUCAGGAACCUCACUCGUUUGUGUCUGCGUUGGUCUCGGCUAAGAGAAGAUCCUCUUCCUUCACUUCAAGCCUUGCCCAACUUAGCUUUCCUUCAACUUGUCAAAGCAUACAACGGGCCACUGUUGUGCUUCCGUGGUGGAUGGUUCCUUAAACUCAAGGGGCUCACUUUGUGGGAAUUAUCACAAUUGAAUUGCGUUAUAAUUGAGAAGGGAGCCAUGCCGUGCAUCCAAAAGCUAGAGCUAACUGCAUGUGCGGAGCUAAAAUCGCUGCCUCAGGGCAUUGAAUAUCUCCAGGGACUCAGUCAACUGUACCUGCAGGAGGUGGCGGAUGAACUCUUAUGGAGACUAAGGGGGCCAGAGGGCCUGGAUCGUCCAUUGGUUGAUCACGUUCCACAUAUAAGGCAUUACUAUCAGAUAGGGCAUGAAUGGCUUGUUGAAAGGCUCUAG
This is a messenger RNA of Nelumbo nucifera (sacred lotus), 2781 nucleotides long. RefSeq names its product disease resistance protein RPM1-like. Lineage: Eukaryota; Viridiplantae; Streptophyta; Magnoliopsida; Proteales; Nelumbonaceae. The record is from RefSeq and is a predicted model, not a curated record. Gene Ontology annotation, molecular function: ADP binding. Gene Ontology annotation, biological process: defense response to other organism.